AUGAACUUCGUCGACGUGCAGCCAAAGUCAUUUCUCGACUACGCAUGGACAUCGCCAUCUCCGGCAGCAGUAACUGCGACGAGUAAACCAUCCAAGACGAGCCGGAAGCAGAACCGGUGUUGUGACCAAUGUCGGAAAGGAAAGCGAGCUUGUGACGCCGCUAUUCUAGAAGACACCUUACUGGAGACCAGCCGCACUGGUGCUAGCCCUACGGUAUUUCACUAUAGUGACGUCUAUGGGCCAUUAGCUUCGUGUGGAAACUGCGAGAAGACAAAGAAGACUUGCACGUUCGAAUGGUUGCGCUCUCAGCGUGUGUCACAAGCUUCGCAACCGCAGCCAACGAAUGCGCCAUCACCAAAACGACGUCGGACCAGAAGCGACUCAGGUAGUAGAACACAGAAACAAAAGGAAUCCCAUUCAUCUACAACCACUACGAGGCAAACAGAGCCCCGAAUACAAUUCCACGAACAACCUCUUCUCAACACCACACCGCCCGAACUAGGAUUCACCUUCGGCGACUUUCCCUGUGGAGCUUCCUCGUUUGCGAUCGACCCUACAUCGAGUUUCAUGGAGGAGCCAUUCCUGAAAGGAGAAAUGGACGACACGGAACCUCUCAUCGAUUAUGUAGGCGCGCUCUCCGAAGAAGACUACGUCAGCGACAAACCCGACGACAGCCCGAGAACAGACUACGAAGCCAACAGCACGACUGAUAUCAGGCCAAUCAGCACAAAUGAAUCACUUGUGCGUAUAGAUAGGAAAAGACGCCGGCGCAGCUCUUCAGCGUCUGCCUCAUACAGUGCGCCUCCCUACCCAGUUAUAUCAUAUGCCGACAACCUUCUCUUUUCCGGUAACAAUAUGCAACUGUCCGAAAAGCUGCUGAAGAUCUACCAUGAUAGCUUCGAAAACGCGCUCGCCUGUUGGGUCACAGAAAGGACGUGUCCAUACAGCGCGAGAACCAACAGUCUUCUCGCCACAAAUGCUAGGCCCGAUUGGAAAAGUAUCUACCACCGAGUAAUUCGUCUUGAUAGACUGGCGUCAACAAUCAGGGGGCGGAAACUCACACCAACUGAGGACCAGGCAGCAUCGAGAGCCUUGGACCUUGCUGUCCUCUCUUUUGCUUCACAGUGGGCCCAAUCUGGGCAAACAAGUCGGACAAGAUACCCAUUCCAUAGCACUGCAGUCAACGGUAACUGCGGUGUAUUCGAUGGUCAAGGGGAAGAUCAUGAGACAGUAGGCUUCGAUCGUACCCUUCAAACAACGGCAUGGCACGACGCCCGCAAUGCAUUACAGAAGGCUGGUGAGAUAGAGUCGUUCCGAGUGGUGCUUGCGCAGAUCAUAUUUGCAUUGACACAAAGGCCUAGUGAGACCAACGACGCGUCUACCAAAGGCCUGGACACUGUCAUGACGCAUGAAGUACUGAACUCGCAGAAUAGCACUGAGCAUAUCCAAGGCGCGCCGACUACCUCAGUAGACCCAGAUGUGGACGAGUGCUCAGAUUUGAUGUCAAAGUUAGAUCUCGCAAUUGACGCUGACGGCCCCCCUGUGCAUCUCGAAUCAGGCCUCCGGCUCAUACAUUCAUUAAGAUCACGCAUGGCUGUAUCAAGACAACAGCGGCGCUUCACGCCUGGACCGAGGCAAUUUGGGGAACAAAGACGAUCGCCAGCCAUGCGUCUUGAGGAAGCAGACCGCGCAACAGUCGACUUACUUUUCUGGCUUGGUGUCACGUUUGACACCUUGUCAGCAGCAAUGCACAAGCGGCCACUGGUAGUAUCCGAUGAAGAUAGUGACGUUGUGCUAAACGAGAGUAUGCAAUCGAAUGACUCGGCCUACCCAGAAACGAAACCGAACCCCAAGGCUGUGGGCGAUGGUCUUUGGGACGGAUACUUGUUUGCGCGUCAGCAACAUCCAGAACAUACACCGACCAGAUGGCCAUGUUCGUUCGAUCAAGCGGCAACUGCACUCUGCGAUGCUGCUCCAGUCAAAGUGUUGCUUUUCCGGAGAGUGUGCCGUAUCCAAACACUCUUGACUAGGAAUGCUCGAGGUGUAGCGGUCGAAGAAGCUGUCCAUGCAGCAUUAGAUGUAUGCAACCAUUGGAAUGCACUCUAUGCACCCUUCAUCAAAGACUGCAUUCAACACCAUGAUAGUCUUCCACCACGCGUCCAGUCGUGGUAUGUCUGCGUCGCUGGCCAUUGGCAUCUAGCAACUCUUCUUCUAGCGGACCUGAUGGAAGUUGUGGACGAAUCCGAACUAGGCCUCGAGGAGACAACAGAACACCGUAACCUGACUGGUUUUAUUGCCAGGUUUCGGGAGAACAAUUGUCGAAUCCUGUCAGACCUUGCGAGCUGCGCGUGUCCAAGUAGUGCCAUGUCUUUCCCAUCCUCUCGCGAAUUCCAUUUUACCAUCAACGAGGGCGCGUUGCUGACAGAUCCAUGGACUGCAGUAUUGAUUCGCGCCUUCGCAAAAGCAGGUGUCCUACUCCUGGAGUCUGAAACACUCUUGCCAUCUGACAUGGACCAAGAAGACGCUUUUAGAAGAGCAGAUGACUGUAUCAAAGCUUUGUGGUUCUUGGGAAGAAAAUCCGACAUGGCUCUUGCGGCUGCAAGAAUACUUGGAGAUGCGUUGAAGCAGCGGCGCAAAAGUGCGCAAGACCGGAUCAGUGACAUGAGUACUUUUCUCGAAAGCCAGCUAUGGCACGACCUUGACGGCUUGAAUGAGGCUUUCGAUGUAGAAUGUGACCCAUAG
This is a messenger RNA of Bipolaris victoriae FI3, 2742 nucleotides long. RefSeq lists its product as hypothetical. The coding region runs from base 1 to 2742 and encodes 913 amino acids. The record is from RefSeq and is a predicted model, not a curated record. Gene Ontology annotation, biological process: regulation of DNA-templated transcription. Lineage: Eukaryota; Fungi; Ascomycota; Dothideomycetes; Pleosporales; Pleosporaceae. The transcript is spliced from 3 exons. Gene Ontology annotation, molecular function: zinc ion binding; DNA-binding transcription factor activity, RNA polymerase II-specific.